This is a messenger RNA of Symbiodinium natans, 396 nucleotides long. NCBI's taxonomy places the organism in Eukaryota, Dinophyceae, Suessiales, Symbiodiniaceae. The record is from the annotation of a GenBank genome assembly.
AUGGCCCUCAGAGGUGAAGGGCUGCCGUCUGGGGCCGUCAUCGACAAAGCCGCCUACCAGGAGUGGCAGACAGAGGUGGUGGCCGCUUUCUAUGAAGAGGGCCGCCGCUGCAUUGAGCUGUUUCCCCAAACUGGGGCCCCGGCGGUGCUGCAGAAGCGGAAGUUCAUCCUCUAUGCACUGGAUGCCGCUGGCGGAACCAUGUCAGAGGAUCUCCCUGGAAAGGAGCCGCUGAUGAUGUUCCAUGUAGGCUCGCACACUCUGGAUUACGUGAAGAGGGGUCUGAAGGACGGCGUCUUCUCGUACCCGGCUUGUGACCUUGGAGGGCUUUCGAACUACCCGCAGAAGCUGGUACGUCGGAGAGCCCUUGGAGGUCAAGAAGAACAGCAACCUUUAUGA